CACACACACACACACACAGCCACACGCGCAGGAGCAAACAGUAUCUCUCCCUUUCUCUCUGUCGAGCUCACCCACCCUUCCUCUACCUCGCUUCUACACACAUACACACACACACACACACACACACCACUACAGUAUAUCAGCUCACGACUAGAGGAGAGACGGAGGGGAGAGCAGAAAUGAAUGUGAAGAUCCUGACGCUGGUGAUUGUGCUGCUGCUUUCUCUGCUGUGUUCAGCCCGUGCUGGUCCAGUGACCUCCACCGAGCAUAGCAAGGAGCUGGAGGAGGUGGGUAGCAUGAGGACUCCUGUGCGUCAGAACCCUGCCCGAGCUGGCCGGAACCAAAGACCCUCCGGCUGGAGGAGGAGGCGCCCUCGACCCCGUCUGUCCCACAAGGGGCCCAUGCCAUUUUAGAUCAAGGCACUGCUUCGAGCGCCCACCCCUUUGGUUCUGAUUUCAAUGCUCUUCCUUUGUCUUAGGGAGGGCCCUGUAACAAGGGGUCUUUCCAGCCCAGCCUGAAGAGUGAUGUCCAUAGCACCUGCUGGUUCUUCAAGAAACUCUUCUUCUGUCCACAAAAUACCAGGACAAGCCACUCACCCUCAGCUCUAUGAAGAAUUGUGGGCCAGGAAUGGGGUGGGGGGGAUAUAGAGCCCGAGCUAUCAGAUUCUAUUUCUGUCUGUCCAUCUCUCUCUCUCUCUCUCUCUCUCUCUCUCUCUCUCUCUCCUCCAGUGUUUUUUCCUCAUUAGCUUUCUAAAGCCUUUUCAUUGCCACACUUUGCAUGACGUGUGAGUACUGAGAAGCCUGGUCCAAAACAAUCUUCAUGCAACAGUGUCAGUUUUUUCUUCGAGGUGUGCUACCCCAUUCUCUGCUGUGUAAAGAUGCCCUUUGUUCCAGUGCUGUGUUGUGGCAAAUUCUGGUGUGAACAAAUGUCAUAUGGGAGGGAAGUGACAGGGAUGUGAAGGUAAAGGCACUAUUGAAAACUUCAUCUCUUUUAUCCACUUCCAUCUUUUGACAAAGGUAACAAUGCUCCAAUUCAUUUUACCUUAUGUCUGAUAAAAGUAGCUACAACACGUUAUUUGAUUUUAUUUAGCUACCACUGCUGAUUAUAUAAUUACCUCUGAAUUGUGUUGCUUUGCAUUAAAAGACUAUCAUCAGGUGUCAAGUAAACAAACAAACAAAAAUCUAUGGUAUAUGGAUUGAUUGCAUUUCAUCAUUUUUGUACUUACACAACCAUUAUUAGGGAUUAUUGCUCUUAAAAGUUUUGCUAUCCAAAGCGUAUUAUGCAUUACCCUAUAGGCACCCAACAUCGCAAGGUUCAAGCCGACAGUGUCUCCUUAUAGGAUUGCACUACUUUACUAACCAUGUGUCAUGUCUGUCGUCCACCCCCACUCUUCACCUCGCCACAGCAGACAUACAUGACUGUUAACUGGCUGGGACGGCCU
Molecule: messenger RNA, 1441 nt
Organism: Ictalurus furcatus (blue catfish)
Lineage: Eukaryota; Metazoa; Chordata; Actinopteri; Siluriformes; Ictaluridae
Gene: apln
Product: apelin
Exons: 3
Coding region: 180-413 (77 amino acids)
Biological process (GO): signal transduction
Molecular function (GO): apelin receptor binding; hormone activity
Source: RefSeq, a predicted model, not a curated record